CCAGUGUGUGGCACUAGUCAACUUACAGAUGUUGGACAAUAAGCAAAGCAGCGUUGUACUUAGUAUAGCGUGCCAUGCCAUUUGGAAUUCGAAAGCCGACCCUCGUGUACGUGUGGCCCUGGCAGCAACGGCCAAUUCUCGGCUCGAUUAUUAACUCAUUUUUUUUCUAUUUAUUUUGCGUUUUUAUGUGAGAGAAUAACGAGUGUUCUGACUGAUCUAGACAUUGUGACGUGAAGCACAUAAAUUCAAGCACACGAUGCCGACAAACCAGAAACAAGAGCUGCGUAAUGGACGCAUAGAGAAGCAAGCAGUGAAAAUUAGUCAGCCCAUUUCUGAAGAGACCACUGCUGGAAAUGGCAACACGAAUUUAAACGGGAACGGGAAACUGGAAGACCAUUUCCCUGAUGUCGAUCCAGAUGCAGUUAGGUAUCCUGAUGGAUCGGUGCGGCUGCGGAAUCCAAACAUCGAGCUGAUGGACCAGGACAUCUUGUAUCACCUGGCGCUCGGCAGCGGCUCGCACGACCUCGUCGAGAUGUUCGGUGAUGUCAAGUUUGUAUGCAUGGGUGGCACCCCGAAGCGUAUGGAGCAGUUCGCUUACACCAUCAUGGCGGAGAUUGGUCACAAGCUGCCCUGUGGCACCACCCUCCAGGACAUUAGCCAGUUCUCCUACCGAUACUCUAUGUACAAAGUUGGACCAGUGCUCUCUAUCAGUCACGGCAUGGGAAUACCAUCAGUGGGAAUCCUCCUGCACGAGGUGAUCAAGCUGAUGUACCACGCGAAGGUGCGGGACCCGGUGUUCUUCAGGAUCGGCACGUGCGGCGGAGUUGGCUACGAAGGCGGCACCGUCGUCAUUUCUGAAGAAGCUGUCGAUGGCGCUUUGAGGAACGCUCUUGAAGUGACAGUACUGGGCAAGAACAUCCAGAGGCCGUCCAAACUGGACAAGCGACUGAUGCGGGAACUGAAGGGCCUGGCUGACCCCGAGGACCCGUAUGACACCGUCACCGGCAAGACUAUGUGCACUUACGAUUUUUAUGAAGGUCAGGGCCGACUCGACGGCGCCUUCUGCGACUUCACGGAGGCGGACAAGAUGGAGUACCUGGAGAGCAUCCACAAGGCGGGGGUGGUCAACAUUGAGAUGGAGUCGCUCGCGUUCGCGGCGCUCACGCACCACGCCGGCAUCAAGGCGGCCGUCGUGUGCGUCACGCUGCUGGACAGGCUUAAGGGGGAUCAGGUAUUAGCUCCGAAGGAAGUAUUAGACGAAUGGCAACAGCGCCCCACGAAGCUUGUUUGCCGUUUCAUAAAAAGGUACCUCCAAAUGAAGGGUCGGCUGUCCCUGGAUGGACACGGCUCCAUCCCCGUGAAGAGCCCGCGUCGGUUCAAGCUCGUGCAGCAGGAGUCCGAGACCUACGACUAAGCGGCACCUGGCGGCUUCUGGCGCCGGCCAGCUCGCCCUAUUUAUAUGUAAUUCGCCCACAUAGUAAGCAAUUCGACCUAAGAAUGGGCAACUCGCCUCAAUGUUUAUCGUUGCCGGUCUACUAACCGUACUAACAAAUAGUGUUCGAUGUCGUUUAAUUUUAAUAUUAAAUUAUUACCUACUUAUACAAAUAAGAUUACAAUGAAAAAUAUUUUUACUGUAUGUUAUGACAUUGAUGUUGAUGUAGUAGUGAAAUGGCUUUUAGCUUGUACAUUGUUGAUUUUUGCAUUAAAAAUAAUACGUUCGCGUUCCUAAUUAACAAUUUUAUAUUAAAUUAUAAACAAUAUUCAGUUAAUGUCAUGAACUUACCUAUUUAUGACGUUAAAUACAAUAAAUUACUGCCAUAUUUAGUGAAAUUAAUAUUUUAGUGUGGCAAUUUAACUAAAUUUUGCAACUUUAAGUAGGUACGUGAACACGGUGUGUUUAAGACCAAUUUGUAGUUAAAUGUUUUAGUAAUGUUUUAUUAUUGUUCUCUUACAAGCGUUAAGACAAUUAAAGUUGUUGUUUUGAACUAUUUACCAUCGUGUUGUUACCAUCGUUAAAUAAGAGAAUGAUAGCAGAUAUAGUGAUUGUUAUACAAAACACUGGCGUUAAUAGACGAUAGCUUAUUUGCCGGCAUCGCAUCACACCAGUGUCAAUUACUGGCCGCCUCUGUGUGCAAAAUUUAUGUUAUACAAACAUAUAUUUCAGGAUGUAAUUCUUAAACUAAGUAUGUGUGGUAUAUUAGUAGUUGCAUUUUGUUUCAAGAAAAUUAAUAUUGA
Plodia interpunctella (Indianmeal moth) is the source of this 2235-nucleotide messenger RNA. RefSeq lists its product as uncharacterized. Gene Ontology annotation, biological process: uridine catabolic process; nucleotide catabolic process. Gene Ontology annotation, cellular component: cytosol; cytoplasm. Bases 257 to 1414 code for a protein of 385 amino acids. The transcript has 9 exons. The record is from RefSeq and is a predicted model, not a curated record. NCBI's taxonomy places the organism in Eukaryota, Metazoa, Arthropoda, Insecta, Lepidoptera, Pyralidae. Gene Ontology annotation, molecular function: uridine phosphorylase activity.